Molecule: messenger RNA, 8775 nt
Organism: Pseudophryne corroboree (corroboree frog)
Lineage: Eukaryota; Metazoa; Chordata; Amphibia; Anura; Myobatrachidae
Gene: SCN4A
Product: sodium voltage-gated channel alpha subunit 4
Exons: 28
Coding region: 161-5599 (1812 amino acids)
Biological process (GO): membrane depolarization during action potential; sodium ion transmembrane transport; neuronal action potential
Cellular component (GO): plasma membrane; axon; voltage-gated sodium channel complex
Molecular function (GO): protein binding; voltage-gated sodium channel activity
Source: RefSeq, a predicted model, not a curated record
AGCUGUCCUGGUAGCAGUCUCUGGCUGAGACUCUCACACUCGGGAAUAGUCUGUGCCACAAAACUUCUCUCCUUGAGGAUUUCUCAUGUGCAUCUGACAAGGUUCUGGAUUCCCAGGCACACACGCCACAUCAUACCCUGCCUAAAUACAGAAUGAGAAUAUGGCCGCCAAGAAGCUUCCUGCCGGCCCUGACAGCCUGCGGCGAUUUAACAGAGAGAGCCUUGCAAAAAUAGAAAAGCGAAUUGAAGAAGAGCAGAUCCGGAAAGCUAAGCAGAUUGAAGUGCUUGAUGAAGAUAUACUAAAGCCUAACAAUGGCCUAGAAGUUGGAAAAAAUCUACCACUUAUAUAUGGUGAUCCCCCAUCAGAACUGAUUGGUGUGCCCCUAGAGGAUCUGGAUCCUUUCUAUGGAAACCAAAAGACAUUCAUUGUCCUGAAUAAGGGCAAAGCAAUAUUUCGGUUCUCUGCUACCAAAGCUUUAUAUCUACUGGACCCUUUCAAUCCUUUGAGAACUGGGGCUAUUAAAGUGCUGAUCCACUCAAUAUUCAGUUUUUUUAUUAUGAUAACAAUCUUAACAAAUUGUGUCUUUAUGACCAUGAGUGACCCACCUUCCUGGUCCAAAAAUGUGGAGUGGACAUUUACAGGCAUUUAUACUUUUGAGUCUUUGAUAAAGAUCUUUUCCCGAGGGUUUUGCAUCGACAGUUUUACAUUCCUCAGGGAUCCCUGGAAUUGGCUGGAUUUCUGUGUCAUUGUCAUGGCUUACACCACAGAGUUUGUAGAUUUGGGGAAUGUGUCUGCUCUUAGGACAUUCCGUGUCCUCCGUGCACUUAAAACAAUCACUGUAAUUCCAGGUCUGAAGACCAUUGUCGGAGCCCUCAUUCAGUCAGUGAAAAAGUUGUCCGAUGUGAUGAUUCUGACUGUAUUCUGUCUGGCUGUCUUUGCACUAAUUGGUCUUCAACUGUUUAUGGGAAAUCUGAGGCAGAAGUGCGUCCGAUGGCCACCCCCUGAAGACGCCUAUGAAUAUUUCCGAAAUGAGACCUUAAGCUCUAUGUCGGCUGUUUACAAUGACACAGACAUGUACGAAAAUAUAACUAUAGACUGGACUCCCUACUUCAACAAUCUGUCAAACUUUUACUUCCUGGAAGGCGCAUUGGACCCUCUUUUAUGUGGGAACAGCAGCGACAGUGGGAAAUGCCCAGAAAGUUUUACAUGUAUGAAAACUGGCAUAAAUCCCAACUAUGGGUACACCAGCUUUGACUCAUUCAGCUGGGCUUUUUUGGCUCUCUUCAGGCUGAUGACUCAGGACUAUUGGGAGAACCUCUUUCAGCUGACCCUCCGAGCAGCUGGUAAGACAUACAUGGUUUUCUUUGUGUUGGUGAUUUUCCUGGGCUCAUUCUAUCUUAUCAACCUUAUCCUCGCUGUUGUGGCCAUGGCUUAUGAUGAGCAGAAUGAAGCCACCAUUCAGGAAGCCUUAGAAAAGGAGAGAGAAUUUCAGGAUCUACUGGAACAGCUUAGGAAACAUCAGGAGGAGCAGGGUCAACGGAAAGAGAGUGUGGCAUCUGUGGGGCUUCUUAAUGAAGAAAAUAAGAAAUCACCCUCCCAACAAGACCUAGCAGAUGAUGACACAGACAAGAGAGACUGCAAUGGGAGAAUAAUACCCAGAGUGGUGGUUGAAAAAAUCACUUCUCAAGAAGAUGAUGCAAGUUCAGUUAAGACGGAUCUUGAGAAAAAUUCCAAAAUGUAUCUGGAGGAACCAACCUUGCUGAAGAAGACAAGGAGCUCAGUCAGUGUUGUUUCUGAUGCCAUGUUAGAAGAGCUAGAGGAAGCCCAGCAGACAUGCCCACCCUGGUGGUACAAGUUUUCAAAUAGGUUCCUGAUUUGGGACUGCUGUGCUCUAUGGGUGAAGUUUAAGGGAUGCGUGCGGUUUGUGGUAAUGGAUCCCUUUGUAGACCUUGGCAUCACUAUCUGCAUUGUUCUCAAUACGCUUUUCAUGGCUAUGGAGCAUUAUCCAAUGACUGAGCAGUUUGAGCAGGUGCUGUCUGUGGGAAACCUAGUGUUCACUGGCAUUUUUGCAGCUGAAAUGGUCUUUAAGAUCAUUGCUUUGGAUCCUUAUUACUAUUUCCAGGUGGGAUGGAACAUAUUUGACAGCAUUAUAGUCACUCUGAGCUUGGUGGAGCUGGGUCUGGCCAAUGUGGAAGGUCUGUCAGUGCUGCGUUCUUUCCGUCUGCUCCGGGUCUUCAAACUUGCCAAAUCUUGGCCCACGCUAAACAUGCUUAUCAAAAUCAUUGGUAACUCUGUGGGGGCUCUAGGGAACCUCACUCUUGUCCUGGCCAUCAUUGUAUUCAUCUUUGCGGUGGUUGGAAUGCAGCUUUUUGGGAAGAGCUACAAAGAGUGUGUUUGCAAGAUUAAUUCAGACUGUGUGCUUCCACGAUGGCACAUGCAUGACUUCUUCCAUUCUUUCCUCAUUGUGUUCCGGAUCCUGUGCGGAGAGUGGAUCGAAACCAUGUGGGAUUGCAUGGAGGUAGCAGGGCAAGCUAUGUGCCUGGUUGUCUUCUUGAUGGUCAUGGUGGUGGGAAACUUGGUGGUGCUAAAUCUUUUUCUGGCCUUGUUGCUGAGUUCCUUUAGUGCUGACAACCUGUCUGCCUCUGAUGAUGAUGGAGAGAUGAAUAACCUACAGAUCGCCAUAGGGAGAAUAACCAGGGGUAUAGACUUUUUGAAAAAAAUCGUCCUGUCCAUUGUGCCAUUUAAAAAAAAGGCGACAAAGGAAGAUGAGGGUGAGGAUGUAAACAAAGAGAGCUUUGCUCUAAAUCAUGUAGAGACUGAGGAGGAGCCCAAGACUGAAUGUCCAAUUGUUGAUGGUUUGGUGAAAAAACAACGCUACAUCAUGAAUGAAUUUGAUCAUAUUAAUCUGAUAAAUAACCCGCACUACAGAAUAGAGGUGCCCAUCGCUUCUGAAGAGUCUGACCUAGAUGUUCCCGAUACAGAUGAGCUCAGUACACAAUCAGAGCUAGAUGAGGCAAUAAUAAGACCAAAGCGGACGUUUGAUGAUGACUAUUCUGAGUGUAGUACAGUAGAUUAUAAACCCCCUGACCCAGAAAAGGAAGAAGAUGCUUUAGAACAUAAAGAAGAGGAUGGCCCGGAACAAUGUUUUACUGACGCAUGUAUAAGAAGAUUUCCAUUCCUGAAUGUUGAUAUCACAACAGAAAAGGGAAAACUAUGGUGGAAUAUACGGAAAACCUGUUUCAAGAUUGUUGAGCACAACUGGUUUGAAACAUUUAUUAUCUUCAUGAUUCUGCUCAGCAGUGGUGCCCUGGCAUUUGAAGAUAUUUACAUUGAACAAAGGAAAGUUAUAAGGACUAUGUUGGAGUAUGCUGAUAAAGUGUUUUCCUACGUAUUUGUAAUUGAAAUGUUGCUAAAAUGGACAGCAUAUGGCUUCAAGGUGUAUUUUACUAAUGCUUGGUGCUGGCUGGAUUUCCUUAUUGUUGAUGUGUCUUUGAUCAGUUUGACUGCUAACUGGUUGGGUUAUUCAGAACUUGGCGCUAUCAAAUCCCUGAGAACAUUGAGAGCCCUCAGACCAUUGAGAGCAUUGUCAAGAUUUGAAGGCAUGAGGGUGGUGGUGAAUGCAUUACUGGGUGCCAUCCCUUCCAUCAUGAAUGUGCUGCUGGUUUGUUUAAUCUUCUGGCUUAUCUUCAGCAUCAUGGGAGUCAAUCUGUUUGCUGGGAAAUAUUACAAAUGUAUUAACAGCACAACGUCUGAAAUGUUUGACACCUCGGUGGUGAACAAUCGCUCCGAUUGCUUUGCUUUAAAUUACACAGAAGAAGUGCGGUGGGUCAAUGUCAAAGUGAAUUUCGACAAUGUGGGUCUGGGAUACCUGUCCCUGCUGCAAGUGGCAACCUUCAAAGGCUGGAUGGACAUCAUGUAUGCAGCUGUGGACUCUAGGGAUAUUGAGGAUCAACCAGAGUAUGAAGUAAACUUGUACAUGUAUUUGUACUUUGUCAUAUUCAUCAUUUUUGGUGCAUUCUUCACGCUAAACUUGUUUAUUGGUGUCAUCAUAGACAACUUUAACCAGCAAAAGAAAAAGUUUGGAGGAAAAGAUAUCUUCAUGACAGAAGAACAGAAAAAAUACUACAACGCUAUGAAAAAACUAGGGUCUAAGAAGCCAGUGAAACCGAUUCCUAGACCAGAGAACCCAGUCCAAGGAGUCGUCUUUGAUUUUAUCUCAAAACAAGCCUUUGACAUUGUUAUUAUGAUUUUGAUUUGCCUCAACAUGGUGACAAUGAUGAUUGAAACAGAUGAUCAGAGUCAACAGAAAAUAGAUAUACUCUUCAAUAUCAACCUUGUGUUCAUCGUCAUCUUCACUGCAGAGUGUGUCCUUAAAAUGUUCGCUCUAAGAUAUUAUUUCUUUACUAUUGGAUGGAAUAUUUUUGACUUUGUGGUGGUCAUCCUUUCUAUAGCUGGAAUUGUCCUCUCAGACCUCAUAGCGGAGUACUUUGUCUCCCCCACACUUUUCAGAGUGAUCAGACUUGCACGAAUCGGGAGGGUUCUUCGACUUAUUAAAAGCGCUAAGGGAAUUCGGACGCUGCUCUUCGCCCUAAUGAUGUCUCUUCCAGCCCUGUUCAAUAUUGGGCUGCUCCUGUUCUUAGUUAUGUUUAUAUAUUCAAUAUUUGGGAUGUCCAACUUUGCUUAUGUGAAGAAGGAAUCUGGAAUUGAUGAUAUGUUUAAUUUUGAGACGUUUGGAAAUAGUAUGAUUUGCUUAUUCAUGAUUACCACUUCAGCUGGAUGGGAUGGGCUUUUGAAUCCAAUUCUUAACAGCAGCCCUCCAGACUGUGACCCUCAUUUAGAGAACCCUGGAACUGCAGUGCAUGGGAACUGUGGGAAUCCAUCCAUGGGCAUUAUGUUCUUUUGCAGCUACAUCAUUAUUUCUUUUCUGAUUGUUGUCAAUAUGUACAUUGCCAUUAUCUUGGAGAACUUCAAUGUGGCUACAGAAGAAAGCAGUGAACCUCUCUGUGAGGAUGACUUUGAGAUGUUUUAUGAAACUUGGGAAAAGUUUGAUCCCGAUGCAACUCAGUUUGUUGAAUACAGCCGGAUGUCAGACUUUGUAGAUACCUUACAAGAGCCUUUACGAAUACCAAAACCGAACAGAAUUAAACUAAUUACCAUGGACCUCCCCAUGGUAACUGGAGAUAAGAUACACUGCCUGGACAUAUUAUUUGCACUGACUAAAGAUGUGUUGGGGGACUCGGGGGAAAUGGAUGCUUUAAAAGCUUCAAUGGAAGAAAAAUUUAUGGCGGCUAAUCCAUCCAAAGUGUCGUAUGAGCCCAUUACUACCACUUUAAAAAGAAAACAGGAAGAAGUCAGUGCCAUCAAAAUCCAGAGAGCAUUCCGGAGGCAUCUUCUCAAACGCUCUGUAAAACAGGCUUCCUAUGUCUACCGCCACAGCCAGGAUUUGGACUCUACAGUCAAUGAGCUUCCUGAGAAAGAAGGCCUGGUAGCGGAGAGAAUAAGCUUGGCAUAUGAUCAAUAUGUAGAGGAAGGAGGAACAAAUGGGGCUCAGAAAUCAAGAUCUACAAACAGAUACUCUCGAAGCAGUGGAGACGAUUAAAUAGCCCUCCAGUUUGAUUAUACGAUGGAAAUAAUAAUUUGACAACUGAAAAGACUGAUUGUUCCACCUUUGGCACAGUUACCUGCGGAAGGUCGUCUCUACUAUGGUAUCGAAGUCUGGUCACAGCAGUAGCUCGUGUUUCACGAACGAGAAGGUGUCAGAGUACUAGGGGACUAUCUUCCUGUACGUUUUUGGUUUCAUAUCUUGAGUGAAGAAGAUAUAUAGAGUAGAACUCAUUAAGUCUUACCCUUGGCCCUGUUGGAUGAACUCUUGGCCACCACUUCAAUUACAGUAUAAGAAAGACAUGUCAUUCAGUCUGUAUGACCCAUAUUCAGUCAUCACUAAGUACAUCCAAGAUUUUCUGAAAUCUAGCACAUCUAAAAACAAAGUAAUUGUUAGAAGUAUGGAAAAUUAUUUUACACCUGUCCUUUUUUUUUUUUUUCUUCAGAGUGAGACUUUCAAUACAAUGAUUUUCAAACCGUUUUUUUUACAUUUCUGUGUAACUUCUGUAUAAUUUAUUAAUUUAUACACAGACCUCACAACAAAUAUCUAAUAUUGAUUAUACAACUUUCCUUAAUCUAUCUUUCUUUCUUUCUUUCUUUCUUUCUUUCUUUCUUUCUUUCUUUCUUUCUCAGUAAAUUAUACAUCUAGUAAUUGGACAAUGAAAUGUUAGUACAUAUAGUGUAGUUGUUGAUACUGUGAAGUAUUCAGAUUAUUUAACUUAAAUUAAUACUACUACUACUACUACUACUACUACUACUACUACUACUACUACAGGUAGUCUCCCAUAUCCAAAAUGCUUGGGACUAGAAGUAUUUUGGAUAUGGGUUUUGUCCGUAUUUUGGAAUAUUUGCAUACCAUAAUGAGAUAUCUUGGGAAUGAGACCCAAGUCUACAUUUAUGUUUUCUAUACACCUUAUACACAUAGGCUGAAGGUAAUUUUAUACAAUAUUUUUAAUAAUUGUUUGCAUGAAACAAAAUUUGUAUACACUGAACCAUCAGAAAGCAAAGGUGUCACUAUCUCAGCUGCUCUUCAAAAAUCUUGGAUAUGGGAGACUUAACCUGUUUAUGCAACAUCACCAUUUAAUUGUUAUGUCUUUAGGUCAAUAAAUUCUGUUUUUGUCGUGAAAUGCGUUCAUUAGUACUCACAAGUUUGUCAGUAGAAUGUAAGAUUAUUAGAAGCUUUACCAUGAAGAACUUUUAAUAUGUAAUAAUGUUUUCUGUUUAAUGCUAAUAUAAUGUCUAAGGAUUAAUGUUCACUGUGUAUGUUAAAGCUGAACACGUUCUGCAGCCAUUUGGUCUUACAAACCUUUCCCCUGCAGAUAAAACUGAAACCACCUUGCACAGGUUAGGUUGAAAUAUUUUUUUCUGUCUUUAAGCCACUCUGUGGGAUUUGUGAUGCCUAUAGCUAUUUACUGACAGUAUGUUUACAUUUCAGUUUAUGUAAAGAGAAUUCCAGUACUGAGAGCUGUGUAAUUUUACAUCGAAUGCCUGUAUAUAUUCCUGUUUAGUGCUGGAAGCAUAAAUGAUUGCAAUUAAAGCAUAGAUACUAUUCUUGUACAUUUCAGUAAUUAUAAUAAAUUAUUCAUUUGAAAGUUUGGAACUGCUUGCAUUGUAUGUACGAUAUUGCUCCAGUAAUUAUCAGACAAUCAUUCUGUGACCUGCUGUGUAAUUCACAAAGCUCCUAAAUGAGCUUUUCUUAAAAAAACAAAACAAUGUUUGUAACCAAAAGAUCACAAUGCAAAAACUAAAGCAAAGAUUUGUUUUCUUCAUUAAUGGUUACUGAUUUAAAUAGAUCUACCUAUAAAAAAAAAUAUUAAUGCUAGUUAACAAUAGAAAUUGAAGUUGUACCUCUUUGUGCUAUCAUAAGCCAGAGACCUGUCUAAGAACAGUGAGAAAAAUAAGUGGAACCUUCUAAUGAGGAGAUAAGUAUAAAACAAGUGAUCUAUGUCUAUUUGGGUGUAGUGGUUUUCUAUGUUAAAUCGGUAAUUUAAGAUAUAAAAAAAACAAAUCAAUGUAGGCUCACAGAAACAUAGAAUGGCAGAUGGGCCUCUUUUUCCUCACUGAGCAGAGAUUUAUCAAAGCUUGGAGAGUGCUAUAGUAGUGAGAGAUAAAGUACCAAGCAAUCAGCUCUUAACUGUCAGUUUACAGGCUGUGUUUGAAAAAGGGCAGUUAGGAGCUGACUGACUGGUACAUUAUCUCUCUCCAAGCUUUGAUGCAUCUCUUCCUGGUAAUAGAGUCCGAGUUUUCCGGCCGAUCUUGGACAUUUUUUUAAAGCGGCAAUCAUUUACAAAACCAUGCCUUGUGAAUGAUUGCCAGUUUAAAAAAAACAUUGUCCGGAAUCCCGCAACUCCGGCAAACCCGGGCCCUAUUACAUAGGCCCCUUAGGAGUUUUUUUACACUUGAAUUUUUAUUAACGGUUUUGCAAAAAUAUCACAUUAUUACAGAUGUAUUGCAAACCUCUCAUUUAAUCUGAAUGCACUGCAAAAUACAAAAAUACACUGCAACAAUGUCAUUUUAGAAGAGCCAUUAAAACCUAAUUUCUGCAGUUAAACAAAAUAACCGUCCCCUUACAGCAUUAAUUUGGUAAUGUAUACAGCCGGUCUAACAUAUACUUACAUGAAGAAACAACAGAAAACACAUUUCAUCAAGAUUAUUUAGCAAAACUUUAUGUAAUGAGUUUGUACUAUAGUUUAUUGGUAAAUAUAAGAAUUCCCUAUGAUCAAGUACAUUUAUUUGUUAGGAGAGUCCCACCAGAGCUUAGUGUGACAGACCUGCAGCAUUGUGCACCUAUCUCACUGUGACAUCUAAAAUGACAUGAUACGUUAAAACACAUGUUUAUUAAAGUCACCCUGUUUAAUCCCUAAACACAUGGAAUCAUGAAUAUAUCUCCUCUUAUAUCUCAUGUACAGAUGCAUGACCCAACGUAUAGGUCACAAAACACCAGCAACCUGGCGUAGAGGUGUCCUUUCAUUCCUCAUCAAUAUUCACAGGCAUCUUAAAUUUCAUUUGUUCUGUAUCCUCAACAAAAUUGCCCUGAUAUCAGUAUCACUUCCCUUUGCCCGUACUAAUGUUGUACACAUUUUAUCAAUAAACAUUAUGUACUUACAUGUGCAAUUCUGCCUGGAAAAAGCAAAAUAUUUGUAUGUGUCAAUAAAAACAACAAGACAGCUUUAA